Molecule: messenger RNA, 2406 nt
Organism: Bipolaris oryzae ATCC 44560
Lineage: Eukaryota; Fungi; Ascomycota; Dothideomycetes; Pleosporales; Pleosporaceae
Exons: 2
Coding region: 1-2406 (801 amino acids)
Source: RefSeq, a predicted model, not a curated record
AUGCCCAUAUUUCAUGAGCCCAGUGAUAGCCUGCGGGCGCCGUCAAACUUGCCUGAGCCGGUGACAUCCAGCCGACAAAGAGUAGGGACCGCAGAAUCGGGGGUCGAGGGGGCGUGGAACAGCAGUAUGCAUGCACAAGUACCGACCGCACUUGAAUCCUCACUCGACGCGGACCCCGCGUCGCCCAACCAAACGCGCAAGUCGUCCAUAUUCGGCCGCAAAGAAUGGGUAGAAAGAAUCAAAAAGACAAACAGCCCGUCCUGGCUGCAGUGGCAGGGUAGUGACAUCACCACCGAUCCCGAUGCUUCCAUCCGCCCCAAUUCCCGUGAGCGCUCAAAGACCCCUCUUGCUCCUGCUGCCGACUUGCAAUCGUCACAACCCUCCACUCCUGAACACUUGCGAGACCCCGCAGUCGCAGGUCUAGAAAUCCAGCGCCCCCGGUCUGCAUUGCACUCGGGAGACUUCAGAGAGAAACCAGCAGGGUGCGCUUCCAGCAACGACAUCUCGUCCUCGGCUUUCCUCGCAACGUCUCCAGUCGUUCCAUGGGAUCGUUCUUUUCCCUCGGCGGCGUACAAUGCGAACCGACAUGACGUCUCAUACGUCGACCCGCGUAACCGGGACAAUCGCACAGCCCCGCGCUCACGAACGACAUCACGGUCAUCGCUUAGUUCAAUAACGCUUUUGCCUCCAACAAGCCCGCUCGUACAUCAGGCAAACAAUACAGAUUUGGAUUUCUCUUCUAGGCCGAGCUCACUUCAAACAACUCCAAGCCCUAGUAGGAACAGUCGCCGACACACAUACUCUCCUGCGUCUUACCACGGCUACCAGUCUACCCACAUGGCACGCUCUACAACUGGAACACCUGCUGCCCGUCAUCUACGCUAUAGCAGUUCGAUACCUUACCAAGCACAUCAACCUCGGCGGUCAUCAACAAUCAAUCACUCAGAACCCCAAUCUUUUUCUCAAUCACAAUUCCUCAACCCACGACGGCCAUCAUUCUCAUCCGAGGCGUCUCCACUCCAGCACGCACCCAUGGUAGGCUCCUACGAAGAGUCCAUAUUGCGGGGACGCAUGUCUACAACCCCAUCACGGCCCCUUGACUUUGUGGCGAAAAUUGGUGUUCUUGGACGAGGGCAGUGCAAAUCAAGCCUCAAGUGCCCACCUCACGUCACAAUUCCGUUUCCCGCAGUCUUCUACAGCUACAAUACAGGAAACGGUAGGAUAUCAGAUAAUGAGCCAAGUCCGUAUGUCGGCCUCAUAGACUUGGAGAACUCACUACCCGCUCCCGACGAAAGCAACGAACCUGGCAAACGCAAGCGACGACACGCCGCACCUGCUCCGGAUCAAGAUGACCUAGACUUUCGGAUACAGCUUGGUGACGAAGAAAAUGCACAGGCUGUAAAGGAAGAUCUGCGUCGGAGAGAAAAGAAAAAGCGACGAUCCACGUCUCCAAAAGCACCUCCUGGGGGCUGUUAUCGAAUUCCCCCGCAGGGUCAACUUCAGAUUGUUUUGAAGAACCCAAACAAGACGGCAGUGAAGCUGUUCCUGGUCCCAUACGACGUAUCAGACAUGGAGCCAGGCCAAAAAACAUUUGUCCGACAGCGCAGUUAUUCCGCCGGUCCCAUAAUAGACAUGCCCGCUUCUUCGCGGAAAAAUCUCGGUACUGAUCGUCCAGAAGCUGCCCUCAGCGGUUCAGAUGACCCCAACGAUCGCCCGAUUCUCCGUUACUUGAUUCACUUGCACAUAUGCUGUCCCUCAAAAGGUCGUUACUACCUAUAUAAAAGUAUACGUGUCGUCUUUGCCAACAGAGUCCCUGAUGGUAAGGAGAAGCUAAGAAAUGAGAUCCAACAGCCAGAGCCAAGGUACAGUACCUACAAACCAACACGCGACUCAUUGGCAUCACAAAAAACUCCGUCCGUUGGAUCCCAGUUCACCAACGAGGGAGAUUUGCGUCGUCGCAGUGCGGGAUGGCCGCGCUCUCAUUCACAACAAGCGUACGACCAGCUUGAUGGCUUGAGCCACCAUGCGCCAAUGCCUCCUAUAGCUGUCAAAUUCACAGGUGGUACUACAAACUCAUCUGCAUCGAGCAGUUUCAGUUCGCAUAUACCCGAUAUGCAGCCUAUACCUUUCAAUCUCGGUCGAUUAGCUGCAAUCGAAUCACGACCCGUCUCGCGGGAUCAAAUGGAGGUAGAUCCGAAGAGCCCUUUCAGGACUCCAGUCACAUCUCCGCGCCCCGGUGUCAAGAGCCUGAUGUCACACGGCGAAGGUGCCUUUGAAAAACUGAACAAAGGUGACAUUGGCUACGGCGGAAACGCAUUCUCUCCUAUCAGCAGUCCGAAUAGCCCUCCCAGUGCGGGUUUGCUGUCGCAAAAGUUGCGUGGUUUGGACGUUGAGCGUAAUGAAUAG